AGGGACAGCGUGCCUCAGCAGCACCUGCUGGGACUGAAAGGCAACCCUUUACGUGGCUCUCAGCGUGUAAUCGUCUCCUCCGUACAAACCACAGUGAUGAGACUGACGAAGCCGAUGCUGAGCUAUGCAGUACCAGAUGUUAGGGAUGACACUGGAAGAGAACCUCUCCCAGGACAUCCGCAGCCCAAGAGACCUGCACAGCCUGCUCCAUGGAGAGACGCUACGGACUGCCACAUGAGCUAGGGUCUGUCUCUCCUCCUC
This is a messenger RNA of Geodia barretti, 261 nucleotides long. The record is from the annotation of a GenBank genome assembly. NCBI's taxonomy places the organism in Eukaryota, Metazoa, Porifera, Demospongiae, Tetractinellida, Geodiidae.